ACAGGAAAAACUGUGCACCGAGUAAGAGAAUCGAGUCUGCUGACGGUCCGGCAGUAAAGUUUGAGUGAAUUAUUACACUAUAUUGUAUUUUUGAAAUGUUUCAUGUAAAAUAAAAAUACCUGUAAUUCGUUUAUUUUAAGUUCUUCUGAAGUAUUUUUCACGAAAUUAUUCAGAUUUUUUUGUGCAGCUUUAAACAGCUGUGCACAAAUGGCUAUGAGAUUUGUGAACACCAUAUUCUUCACGUUCAUACUUUUAUGGAGUAACAUUAUGUUGUGUGUAACAGCUGAUGAGAGUAUGGUGUUGGUCUCUGGUGGGAACAUGAAAAUAGGAACAAAUGCUGCUGAUGGCCGAGACGGCGAAUCUCCUGCCAGAGCUGUGAAAGUCGAGACGUUUAAGAUGGACAAAUAUCCUGUAACUAACUCCAAUUUUAGGGAAUUUGUCAGAUUGCAAAAAUAUAAGACAGAGGCUCAAACAUUUGGAUGGAGUUUUGUGUUCCAGGAUUUUGUGUCUGAGGAGCUGAAAAGCAAAAUCACUCAGAGAAUUGAGUCUGCACCCUGGUGGUUGCCAGUCGAGAAAGCAUUUUGGAGACAGCCAAGUGGACCAAAUUCUACCAUCAAAGACCGUCUAGACUCUCCGGUUGUGCAGGUGAGCUGGAACGAUGCUCAGGCUUACUGUAAGUGGAAGAAGAAGAGGCUGCCCAGUGAAGAGGAGUGGGAAAUAGCUGCACGUGGAGGGCUGGAUGGAAGGAUGUACCCAUGGGGGAACAAGUUCCUCCAAAAUCGCACCAAUUUGUGGCAGGGGUCUUUCCCAGAAAGGGACACAGCUGAAGAUGGUUAUCAUGGUGUAGCUCCUGUAACUGCGUUUCCUCCGCAAAAUAAUUACGGACUGUAUGAUAUGUUGGGUAAUGUUUGGGAGUGGACGUCUACACGUUUUACUUCGACUCAGAUGAUGUAUGUACUGCGCGGUGCGUCAUGGAUCGACACCGCUGAUGGAUCAGCCAAUCACAGGGCACGUGUCACCACCCGAAUGGGGAACACGCCAGAUUCAGCAUCAGACAACUUGGGGUUUCGCUGUGCUUUGGACAUCAAGAGCAAAAAACAGAGCAAGAGCAAAGGAAAAACUGAGUUGUGAGGACCUAAUGGAUAAAACAGUGAUUAUGUAAACAGUCAGACACUUUACUAAUGCAUCUCUCCUGUGGAGACCAGAACCAGACAUUGAUUAUGGAAAAUCAUUCCACUUAACACUGAGAAAAUAAAAACAGCAUUUUUUUA
Molecule: messenger RNA, 1271 nt
Organism: Ictalurus punctatus (channel catfish)
Lineage: Eukaryota; Metazoa; Chordata; Actinopteri; Siluriformes; Ictaluridae
Gene: sumf2
Product: sulfatase modifying factor 2
Exons: 9
Coding region: 208-1131 (307 amino acids)
Cellular component (GO): endoplasmic reticulum
Source: RefSeq, a predicted model, not a curated record